Messenger RNA from Cottoperca gobio, 5785 nucleotides. Its product is annotated as titin-like. The transcript is spliced from 11 exons. The record is from RefSeq and is a predicted model, not a curated record. Bases 126 to 4796 code for a protein of 1556 amino acids. Lineage: Eukaryota; Metazoa; Chordata; Actinopteri; Perciformes; Bovichtidae.
GCCGAGCAUGCGCAGAGCGUCGACACUCACCUCACAACACAAGAAACCAUAAACGUGUUUACAGGAUUUAAACUGAACUGUGAGAGUUUCAAAGGAAAGAAAAGCGUCCCGUGAAGAGUCCAGUUAUGAAGUUCCCUGUGGAUCUCCUGGCUGAUGUUAGCCAGGCGGAGCUGGAGCGGUUGGCCCACAGCUACAUGAACAACCUGCUCUACAGCAACCCGGACUUUCCUGAGCAGCUCCGCCUCUCUGACUCCACCCAGGUCACCAUAGAUAUUUCCAGUGUGGGCUUCGUCCCUCUGUAUGGAUCCAGUGAUAAGCAGAAGAUCCUGGCUCUCUUCUCUCCCACUGACCCCUUCACUGCUGUGGCUCUGUUCCUGCUGGACCAGUGGUGGCCAGUGGACGACAUUCUCAAGACGACAGACCCUGCUCGAGAUGGAGCUCUGGAGGUGGAGACAAUAGGAGAGAGAAUAGUUUUAUACAUCCUUAACCGUGUAGUCUAUAGAACCAAGGAGAUGAGCUCUGAGGAGCUUCCCUUCCUCUGCCAUGGAGAAAAAGACCAUGCAAAAAUCCUCUGGAGUAAUGGAGAGGCUGUUGGCUUCUACUCAGUCAAACCCUCAGGUAGCUUUUCUAAUUCUUUUUCAACCAGAAGUUAUCAGCUCCCUGUCAUGGACUCCAUAUAUGUUAGAAAAGGUCAGCGUGGGAAAGGCUUUGGCCUCCAGAUGCUGGAGGACUUUGUGUUCAGUUUCAAAGAUGACUGUCUGGGGUUGAGGUACCCCCUCACAAAACCCAUGUAUAGAGUGUGUGGGAAGUACCUGUGUCAGUACCCAGGACACACUGAGCUGCUGUGGGAGGUGGAGAGCAUAGGUGGGCCCAACCAGAGGACGAAUAUUUCCAGCAGGAUCCAGGCCAUGGAUCAGAGUGCAGUAUCCAAGAGUCUGUCAUUCACAGAGGAAUCACUUGAGAUUACUGAAAUGACUGAAGAGGAUGAGGAAGUGACAGUACUGAGCGCUACCAAAGAGACAGAAGUGCCCCUUACAGCCCGGGGUAGGAGCAGUGGCUCAAAGCGAAGAAUGACAGGACAAAAGAUUGCAGAGGACAUGUCAGAAAAAGUAAUCCGAAUUGAGGAUAUUGAAGCAGAAACCCCCAGAGAGGAGCAAGUUUCUUCGCAACAGAAGACAGACCUGCAUGUCUCUGAAUCGCUGCAGAUUGAGGGUAUGUUCAGUGUGGCUCCUGAAGAACAAGAACAGGAUGUAAUUGAUACUGCAGCUACGAUGUUGGAUCAACAAGAGCUCGAAGAAGCUGAUGUUACAUCAGCACCUGCGACUGAGGAGCCACAAGAAGAAGAAGAUGCCUCACAGGAUCUGAACAACAGCUCUUGUGACUCGCAGAUAGCGGUUGAGAAUGUGGCAUCAGGAAUAGAGGAAGAGUGUCAGAAGGAAGACACUACAGUUCUGGUAGUCUAUGAAGAAGUACACAAGGAAGCAGAAACUCUGGAAAAAGUGGGAGAGGGAACUCAAAUUGGAGUCACUGAUGAAAAGUUGGCAGAAAGAGUUACACAGCACGAGGAAAGUCUAUCAACAUGUGCAGCAUCAGAGAAUGGUGAAGCUGGAAAAACAGGAGGAACCGCUGCAAAGGCCAUAGAACCUGUACAGAGUAAAACCCCCAGACGGAAGUCUACACGGCAUAACAGGGUAGAGAAGGAAACUACAGCCCAGGAUCAAGGGAUCAUUUUGAGAGGAAGAACUGUAAUGAACGCAUCCAAAACCAAACGCAAAUAUACUCGAAGCAGCCAGAAAGUAUGUGAAGAGGUCGAUGAUGUUUCUACACCUAAAGUAGUGGAGGAGUUAUCUGAAACUGAGGGAGAAGAACCAGAGGAAGUGACCUCCAUAAAAGAGGAUGAAGUUGCUGUAGAAGAAUUGACAGAAGAAAAGCAACAGCUGGAAGAUGAACAGGUGACGAAUGAAGAGAAGACAGAGAAACAACAGCAGCCGGAGGUGGAAGACCCGGCAGUGAAGGGGACUUCCACUGAGCUUCCACAUACAGCAGACACUGCACUGACAAAGGAACAUGAGGAUGAAAAAGUAACAGAUGAAUGUGAGAAAGAACAGAUGCAGAAUAAACAAGAUGUCUCUGAUGAUGAGAUAGAGGAGCCCCCUGUUGUACAUAAGAGAGCUUUUAGAGGCAGAUAUAAAGUCUCACCUAGACCCACAAAACAAAGUCUUGAGAAACCAGAGGGAAAGCACACAAAUGACGCAAACCUAGGAGCAGGAAGUUCUGCUGAGGAACAGAAAGCAGAAGAACAAGCAACAGACAAACCCAUGGAGGAACAAGAGGAGACUAACCAAACAGAAGAAGAGAUAUCCACUGUAGUGGAAGAAAAAACUACUCCAAAGGCAGAGGAAGCAGCAGAGGACGUUACACCUUCAACUGAGGUGAAUGUGGAGGAGAGCAAGGAAGUACAUGGAGAAGAGACUGUGUCAGUGAUGGAAGCAGAAAAGGAGGAAGAGGCAGUCAGUGUUACUGGUGUGAAAGAUGACAUGACACAAGAGCCUGAUACGAUUGCUGCUUCAGAAACAGUCGUACCUGAUAAGGUUCCAAGUGAGGCUGAAGAGCCUCAGGUAAACAAUCCCAAGCUCCAGAACGUCACUGUCAUCUUAGUGGACAUAAAAACAACCUGCCAUCAUCUUAGUGCCAAGGAGGCAGAAGAAGCACCAGUUGAUGGAGAGAGGGCUGCUCCAAAAAAGCAACAGGAAGAGGAGGGUGGAUGGAAGCAGGAAAACAUUACAGAUUGGGAUGAGGAAAAAGGUGAAGCAGAGGAAGCACUGGUUAUUGAAACAAGAGAAGAAAAGACAGUUGAAGCAAGCUGCAAAUCCACAAGUGGAAGCAAACAGCAGCAGGAGGAAGACAACUUAGGUGAGGACAUUAUUGCAAAGGAGGUGGAGGAAGCAGAAACAGGCACUGAGGAGGUGGAGGGAGAGAUGGAGGUUGAGGCAAAGGAUGCAGUCACAGUAACAGUUCCUGUAGAGUCUGCAGUCUGUGGCAUAUGUGCAGAUAGAGAGGCAGACAUCCCAGUAGGAGACGAUGCUGAAGAGAAUCUUCCACCAGCUGAGGUAGAUGAGGCAAUGAGCUUGGAAGAGGAAGAAGUACCAGUUGUUGAAACCAGAGCUCUGAGACGUAGAACUAAAACGAGCACAGCUACACCAAAACGCACAACAAAAAGAAGCAGCAAGGAAGUGGAUUCACAAGAAGCAGAAAACUGUGAAGAAGUAGAACCAGCAGUGACAACACGAAAACUGAGACGUGGGAGGAUAUCUCCACCUAGUGAAGAAGAGGCAACACCUUCAGCAGAGGAGCAACACAGUGAGGAAAUGGCAGCCCAGCUUUCUGAUCUCCAAGUGACACCGGCUCAUGACGCCCAGGAAGAAAUGGCAGCUGCAGAGGACGGGCUUCCUGUCCAAAAGACUGCUGAGGCAGAAGAGGAGCCGAAGGAAGAAACAUUGGCACAGGAGAAUGUUCCUGUGGGAAUAGAAACAACGGAGCUGGAGAAGGUGAUGGUGGAAGAGGAAGGGUUUGAGGAUAAAGUGGAAGCAGUUACAAUACAAGAUACAGUAGGGGGAGAACAGUCUGAAGGGGCAGACAGAUCACAAGAGCCGUUGACAGCAGAGGACGACGAGGCAAAAAGUGUGUCUGAGGAGGAGGAAGCACCAGUUAUUGAGAGAGAUCUGAGAAGCGGUGAAAAGACAGUCAGAGUCACAACAAGACGCAAAACCACAAAAAGACAACAUGAUGAGCAAGAGGAAGAGGUAACUCCAGAGGAAAGCACAGAAGAAGAUGAACCAGCAGUAGAAACAAGAGUUCUGAGGAAGGGAAGGAAGUCUGCUGCUGCCACACCUGCACGUACAUCCAAAAGAGCCCGCACACAGCGUCAGAAAGAGGAAGAAUCUACUCCACUUGAAGAGACUGAACAAGAAGAAGAGGCAGGGCAGGAGGAGGUGAAGGAAGAAGGAAAGAGUAUGGAAAUGGAGAAAGACAAAGAAGUGGAAGAGGCAGAGCAGGUGAAGGAGGAAGCCGCAGUGCCUGAACAGGACAACAACAGUGUGGAAGCUGUGGAUGAAAUGGCCAUUUCAUCAGCUGAGGUCGAAGAGACAAAUGCAGCUGAGGAAGAGGAAACCACAGUCAUAGGAGAAUCUGCUGCUGCUACAGCAGUGGGAUCUGACCAUGCCACCGCUGAAGAAGAGGCUCUAGUUGAAGAAGCUUCAGCUGUAACAAGAGCACUGAGGAGCAAAAAAAAAACUUUAGAUGCUACACCAUCACAAAAACCCACAAGACAGAAAGACCAAGGAGAUUCACCUCGCAGAUCCGUACGAAAAAGGCCAAGAGUGGAUUACAGGGAAAAUGAAGAUGAGGCUGAGCGAGGUGUGACUGACAAGGAGCGAAAGGUUCAGGAGGAAUCGGAUAAGGACAAAGACACCAAGGAAGCUGAAAGCUCUGCAGAUGAACCGACAGGGAAGCUCAAUCUAGAAUUAGAUACAGAUGAAGAGGUAGAGACAGCAGCUAUAAGUCAAGAGGAAGAGGAAGAUGAGCAGAAUGUGUCUGAGGAAGAGGUGGAGCAUGUAGUGACUGGAAAGAGAGUUUUAAGAGGGAGGUCAGUCCCUUCAGUAAUAAUCACAACCCCAUCUAGAUCCAGACGCUGCAGUGCCAAAGUUGAAACAGCAGAGGAGUCUGAAGACGAGAAGAAGAGAAGAGGUACCGAGGUUACUUCAACUCGCAAAUCCAAGCGUCUCAGCAGAGUGUAGAAUGAUUGACAGCGACACAAACGGUCACAAAACUGGGAAAAUGCAAAAAAACCAAACAUAAUUUCAUACUUUUAGCUGUAAUGCAAGCGUCUGCAGUGUGCAGACCUACGGUGUAGGCCGACACACAGCUGUACGUUCUUCAUCUUCUCUGCUUCUGCAAAUGUUACACCACGUUUCAGCAUUUAGCUUGUUCCUGUACGCUGUGAUAGACCCACCUCUAGCACUGGGAGCACUGGGAAAGGCUCCAGCCCUGCAAAGGAUACGAGUUACUGUCUUGCUUUGAAGCGACUAUGUCUACAAUUCCCAAAUGUAUCCUUAAUUAAACCAUGUCUCAUUUUCUACACAGACAUCAAUUUUAUAUAUAUAUAUAUAUCAAUUACAUUGUUGAGUUAAACACCAGGUUUGAUCAUAAACAAACUGAUGGACAGUGGAUUUCUUAAAAAGCCAUAUUUCUUUUAACACAAAGCUCUGACAAGUUGGGAAUUAAUAUUUUUAUAUUGUAAAAAUGUGAAAUGUCCAGUUUGCACCGUGCAAUGCGACAAAUCUCUCAACUAUAUUUUGGUAAUUUUUUACAACGCCCCAUUCCACAAGAUCCAAUUAGAAAGAUGGUGAAAUAAAAUGAAUUGAUCUUUUUUAAAACAGAUUUGUACUUACAAAGGAAACAGCCAUUUUACAGGUUCUUUGUGUACCAAAGAAAACUACAAAACUAAAAUUACCAAAACAUGUUCUUGCUUCUUGCAGCUGUCAGAACUCAGGUCUUAAUAUUAACAUGUUUUUAUAUACAUCUCACAUGUAGAGAUCCAUCUUAUAUCAUGCGUUACUUACUUUGUGAACUGGAGCGUUCCAACCAUUAGAGAGGACAUGAUGUAGUCCAGGGGUCGGGAACCUAUGGCUCUUUCGAUGACGCGAUAUGGCUCACAGACAAUUUUGAGCUGACAUUUUUUAACAUGAUUAAUAGGUAAUAAAUAAUUGCACUGUGUCAUUUUAAA